This is a messenger RNA of Terrapene triunguis (Three-toed box turtle), 1227 nucleotides long. It is a transcript of the gene ARL13A, whose product is annotated as ADP ribosylation factor like GTPase 13A. Lineage: Eukaryota; Metazoa; Chordata; Testudines; Emydidae. Gene Ontology annotation, biological process: receptor localization to non-motile cilium; non-motile cilium assembly. Gene Ontology annotation, molecular function: GTP binding; GTPase activity. Gene Ontology annotation, cellular component: ciliary membrane; non-motile cilium. The record is from RefSeq and is a predicted model, not a curated record.
AUGUGUGGGCCAGGCAGGGGACAGGAGAACAUAGAGGUGCUGGAAAUGGGGCUCUGGGCACAGCAGGUCGGGAAAGUGACCCUCCUUGUCGUGGGCCUGGACAAUACAGGGAAAACCUCCCUCAUAAUGGAGAUACAGAGAGUGCUCUCGUGUGAGGUGCUCCCCACAACAAAGCCUAACCAGACAGAACUCAGAGUGGACCGGUUUGAAGUCUCCCUCAUCGACCUAUCCGGGGGGCAGAGGUUGCGGGGCACAUGGCGUAAUCACUACGGUGACGCUCACGGGAUUAUCUUUGUUCUGGACUCCAGCGACGUGCUGCGGAUGGAAGAGGCCAAGAGAACCUUGGGCCGUCUUCUGGCUCACACUAGGAUUUCAGGGAAGCCCCUGUUACUGCUGGCCAAUAAACAGGACAAGGUUGAUGCCCUCCUCCCAUGUGAGCUGAUCGAAUGCCUGUCCCUGGAGAAGCUUGUGAACGAAAACAAGUCACUGUGCCGCAUCGAGCCAUCUUCAGCAACCAAAAGUCUGCAUAAAAGCCAGUCCCGGACCAUCCUGCAGGGACUCCGCUGGCUCCUGCACACCAUUGCCAUCAACUACAGUGUCCUGAGUGCCCGGGUACAACAAGACAGCCCUGACCAGCCAGCCCCCCGAGAGCAAGAGGCUCCCAGGAGAGCAGCGCGGGCCCACAGCCAGACACGGGGGGAGAGGGCGUUACUGGCCAGAAGGGAGAGUUCCCAAGAAGGAAGCGCCAAGAUAGGGGAGUACAAACCUCUACAGCCCAUCCAGAACACCCUCUCACAGGAGGAAGGCCCAAAGGUACCCAAGAGAAGGAGAAAGAAAGGGAAGGUGAAGAAGAAAGGGUUGGUGCAGUGUGGGAGCAUGGCUGAUGAAGAGGAAGGGAAAGCUUGGGGAGGAGAGAACAGAGCAAGUGCUGCAGUUGGGCUCCUCCACAGCAACAGAGUUGGCCAGGAGAAACCACUCCCCCAGGGGACAACUCUUCUCCCGGCAGGGCAGAGCACAAAGAAGAAAAAGAAGAAAAUUAAAAAUAAAAUCAAGUCCCAGGAGUCCUCAUUGGAGCCACAGAAUGAAGGAAUCUCGGGUACCUUUGAGAGCCCCUUUAGUCAUCUUCUUGCUGGACUUAAAACUACCCUUUCUUUAGAGCUAGCUUAUGUGGCUGAGUGGUGGCAGCGAGCCAAGCAGGAAGCUACCCCAGCCACUGAUGCAGAAUGA